AGGCAAGCGGCGCGGCGUUUCGAAGCUUGCGCUCACACAGUGAAAUGGGUGAGAGCGACAGAGAGAGAGGAAAACGAGAGAGCGAUUUAGGGGAUCGAUAGCCUGCCACUGGUUAGCUCUGUUAGCCGUGGGACCCACCGGACAAGCAGACUGACAUCCUGGGUAAAAAGGAGAACCAGCGCUCAGAAGCUGUUUAGGCUACUGAGCGCGAGCUGCUGAUGUCUAGGUCUUCCCCGCCCUAGACCGGGUCAGAAGCUGUUCUACCAGGGACAGUCUACGAUCAGAUGAUCAGGACCAGAGCCGUUCUCUGUGAUUCCUCAUCGGUGUUUACUCCUCUCCUCCCGCCACCGAGACCUCUUCCUUAUUCUUUCCGCUGAUGAUAACCCUCCUUAUAUCUACCAUCUGCACAGGACGGACUGGAAACAAACACAGAAGGCACCGACUGUCUUCUGUCAGUAACCGAUCUGGUUUUGCGCGAUCAGAUUCGGUACCGGACUGUGUCCUAUAGACUAUAAGGGACGAAGAGGGGUGUUUUUAACAUUACCGUGUGUGUGUGUGUGUGUGUGUGUGUGUGUGUGUGUGUGUGUGUGUGUGUGUGUGUGUGUGUGUGUGUGUGUGUGUGUGUGUGUGUGUAUCUGUGACCAUGUGUACAUUUCAGAGUCUGAGUGGUUGAAUGGAUUCUUGGUAUGUAGGAUCACCCAUCUAAUAUGGUGACUAGCUAGAACUAACAGACAGACAGACAGACAGACAGACAGACAGACAGACAGACAGACAGACAGACAGACAGACAGACAGACAGACAGACAGACAGACAGACAGACAGACAGACAGACAGACAGACAGACAGACAGACAGACAGACAGACAGACAGACCAUCUGCACACACACACCACCAUGCCAGUGUUCCGUGGGUUGCUGAAGGUGCGUGUGUGUGAGGCGGUGGAUUUGAAGCCCACCCCCUGGGCACUCCGCCAUGCGGGGGGGAAGAACUCUUCCUCAUUCCUCCUGGAUCCCUACCUCACCCUCAACCUGGACCAGACGCACCUGGGACAGACCUGCACCAAGAACAGGACCAACUCCCCGGCAUGGAACCAUGACUUUACAGCCCAGAUGACGGGGGGGAGGACAUUGGAGAUUUCAGUGUUCCAUGAUGCACCAAUUGGAUAUGACGACUUUGUGGCUAACUGCACCAUACAGCUGGAGGACAUUCUGCAGAACAGCAGCACACACUAUCAGGCCUGGGUUGAUUUAGAACCAGAGGGGAAGGUCUAUGUAAUUAUCGAUUUGUCAGGAACUUCUGCUGAAGCCUCAGCUGCCAAUGAGAAUGAGGAGCGUGUGUUCCGAGAGCGGAUUGGUCCUCGGCGGCGGCAGGGGGCCGUCCGGAGGCGUGUCCACCAGGUUAACGGACACAAGUUCAUGGCCACGUAUCUACGGCAACCUACCUACUGCUCACACUGCCGAGACUUCAUCUGGGGAGUGCUGGGAAAGCAGGGUUAUCAAUGCCAGAUGUGCACAUGCGUGGUCCACAAGCGCUGCCAUGAGCACAUCAUCACCAAGUGUGCCGGGAUGAAGAAGCAGGAGGAUACACCAGAGGAGGUUGGUGCCCAGAGGUUUAGUGUCAACAUGCCUCAUAAGUUCAGAAACCACAACUACAAGGCCCCCACCUUCUGUGACCAUUGUGGAUCUCUACUAUGGGGACUGAUGAGGCAGGGCCUGCAAUGCAAGGUGUGUAAGAUGAAUGUACACAAGAGGUGUGAGGCCAACGUAGCUCCCAACUGCGGUGUGGAUGCCAAAGGCAUCGCCAAAGUCCUGGCGGAAAUGGGAGUCACUCCUGAAAAGAUUUCCACUACUGCACAGCGCAGGAAAAAGUUACCACCAGAGAUAGACUCCCAGUCUCCUUCAGAACUCUCAGACGAGCUUCCCACCACCUCCCCCUCACAGCACGAGCUGGCUGAGUUGGAGCGGCUACAAUGGGGGAUGUCGUUAGAGAUGCGAGGCUCUUCCUCCUCCUCCGGUUCCUCCUCUACCUCGCUGGACAACGGAGCAGCAAAGAGGACUCUCAAAGACUUCAGCUUCAUCAAGGUCUUGGGGAAAGGAAGCUUUGGAAAGGUGAUGUUAGCAGAGCUGAAAGGCAGUGAGGAGGUGUUUGCAGUGAAGGUGUUGAAGAAGGAUGUGAUCCAGCAGGAUGACGAUGUGGACUGCACCCUGACAGAGAAACGCAUCCUGGCCCUGGCACGCACACACCCCUACCUCUGUCAGCUCUACUGCUGCUUCCAGACCCGGGACCGUCUGUUCUUCGUGAUGGAGUACGUGAACGGAGGAGACCUGAUGUUUCAGAUCCAACACUCCAGGAAGUUUGACGAGACUCACUCUUGCUUCUAUGCUGCUGAAGUCACCUCCGCACUCAUGUUCCUGCAUCACAACGGGGUCAUAUACAGGUAACCUCUGCCCUCUAACCACAGUCCACAUGUUCCUGCAUCACAACGGGGUCAUAUACAGGUAACCUCUGCCCUCUAACCACAGUCCACAUGUUCCUGCAUCACAACGGGGUCAUAUACAGGUAACCUCUGCCCUCUAACCACAGUCCACAUGUUCCUGCAUCACAACGGGGUCAUAUACAGGUAACCUCUGCCCUCUAACCACAGUCCACAUGUUCCAGCACCACAUCAGAAUUAUAUAGUGCUUGCUGCUUUUGUUGAGCCAGUGUUACAGGUAACCAUGAUUCUCUCUCUCUCUCUCUCUCUCUCUCUCUCUCUCUCUCUCUCUCU
Messenger RNA from Salmo salar (Atlantic salmon), 2768 nucleotides. The record is from RefSeq and is a predicted model, not a curated record. Lineage: Eukaryota; Metazoa; Chordata; Actinopteri; Salmoniformes; Salmonidae.